UCAAGUUACUGUUGAAAGGUAAUAGCAAUAGUUAAAAGAGAGCGAAACUCGAUUAGAAAUUGUUAAAUAUUUUUAUUUAAAAAUUUUCGAAUAAAAAUCUUAUCUCAUCAUUCAAUUUUGGGAACAUGUCUGUUGUUUAUUGUAAGCUGAUAUUUUUAAAUGUACUGAUUGCUUACCUUCAUGUCCUGUAUAAACCUGGGUUAACUAUGGCCUAUUCUGACGGAGGUUGUGGUCCAAAUGCGGAGUGGAAAAGCUGCGGAAGUGCUUGCGCCCCAACUUGUGAGUCGCCUAAUCAACUAGGAGUUUGUAUAGCAGUUUGUGUAUCCGGCUGUUUCUGCGAAGAAGGGUACCUUCGAGAAUCCGAUGGUACAUGUGUCCAAGAAUGUAAAUCAAGGUCCUAAAUUUUGAGGAUUUGUACAAUUAAGUGCAUAAUUGAUUAAUAAAUGCAUUGCAGUUUUAA
Messenger RNA from Cotesia glomerata, 460 nucleotides. Its product is annotated as chymotrypsin inhibitor-like. The record is from RefSeq and is a predicted model, not a curated record. The transcript has 3 exons. Lineage: Eukaryota; Metazoa; Arthropoda; Insecta; Hymenoptera; Braconidae. Bases 126 to 401 code for a protein of 91 amino acids.